GCUUUAGUUGUGGCAGAGUGAGGAGAGCCAGCGAUGGCUUCACUCAGGGAGCUGCGCCGCUACGGGCUCUCCUGUGGAGAAAACAACAGAACCAGAUCCAAUAGCACUCUAUACCACGUCAAGCUGACGGACACGGCCAUCAGGGCGCUGGAGGCUUUUCAAAACCUCAAGGGAGCUUUACAAAGUCAACCAAUUAUCUGUUUCAAAGGAAACCAAGGGUACAUCAAGAUCCCAGCUCCCACAUCAGAGUCGUCCUCUGCUCUUCGUGUCUUUGCCUUCUACUUGUCCAGCGAUGGCAAAGACCAGCCACAAGCCAGCUUUGACUGCAUCCAUCAGUAUGUCUUAAGUGACGGCCGUGAACAGCUGGAGGGUCAAGGCAGCAUCCAGGAUAAGAUCACCGUUUGCGCCACUGAUGACUCCUACCAGAUGACCCGUGAGAGGAUGUCGCAGGUGGAAAAGGAUAGCUGGAGCCGCUCUGCCAUUGAGAUAAAACCUGGAGCCACACAUCCAAGUAAAUGCAUCAAGUACCAAAAGAGGCCAACUCCUCUGCCCGUCUCUGACGGUAACCUCCACAAGCAGCCAGCCAACAACCGGAGGAAUGGCGGUGCAAACCCUCUGUCCCAGAAGCCCCUGAAGGACCGCAUCAUCCACUUGCUGGCCCUCAAGCCAUACAGGAAACCUGAGCUGCUCCUUUGGCUGGAACGAGAGCGAAGUGCACCCAAGGACAAGGCCGAGCUGGGAGCCGUCCUGGAGGAGGUGGCUAAGGUGAGUCUCAAAGACAGCAGCUACCUGCUGAGGGAUGACUUCUACAAAUAUGUUCAGAGGGAUUGGCCUUGCUACAGUGAGGAGGAGAAGCAGCUGAUCAGCAGGUUGCUGGCCAGAAAGGUACAGCCACAUGUCCAUAACCAAACCAGAAACCUCCAAACAAACUCUUUAACACCGAAGACCUCAGAGGACCAAAAUGUGGCUCAAAAUUCUGCUGUGAAACGCCUCAUGGCUUCUGACUCACUGGAAAAAAUGGAAGUUAAGAGGCAAAAACUCACAGAUCCAAAACACCAGUCCCCAUUAAAUGGAGCUCUAAACAGGAAAGGAGUGCACAAUAAUGCAAGUCUGACCCCCAACCCCAGUUGCCACUCAAGGACUGAGACUCAAAGGACAAGUAACCAUAGAGAUAACCAAAAUGGCCCACUGCAGAGCUAUGACGGCUUUCCUUUGGAGCACAAACUGUUCAGUCCUUGUAACGAACCUGUUUCAGAAAGCAGAGGCCAGGAGCCCAAAAUGAACCGGCUCCAGGUACCCCAGCUGGACUUGGACUUCGUUCAGCAGCAGCUCAGCAGCAGCAGCAGCCAGCACAAAAAGAAGAAAUCUAAAAAGCACAAAGACAAGCAGCGGGAGAAGUUCAAGGAAGAUAAAGGAACAGAAAAACUAAAGAUGAGCCCUACUUUGAAGCCGAAUCCAGACAAACUUCAGAAUCCUGACGGUACAAACGCUGUGGACUCUGAAGAAAAGCCAGAUUAUGUGCUAAAAUACGCUCCCAUAGCAAGUUUGGAGCAGCGUCAGAAGUACGAGGAGGAUUUCUGUGCAGAGUACGACGAGUACAAAGAUCUUCAUUCCCGUAUCGCCACCAUAACUCGCAUGUUUGUUCAUCUCAGUUCCAAGAUCAAAAGUUUGUCGCCUGGGACGCAAGAAUAUAAGAUAAUGGAAGACCAAAUACUAGAAAAAUACAACAAGUACAGAAAGAAGUUUCCAGGCUACAGGGAAGAAAAGAAGCGCUGCGAGUACCUUCACGAAAAACUGUCCUACAUCAAACAGCUCAUCAUAGAUUAUGACCUUUCUAAAGCUUCUUUGUAGCAUUCGGUUGAGUGUUGAUGCAUCUCGAGCAAGAAUCACAGGCUGAGAGGACAGUAACUGCUGUGAGCACAAAUUUUUUAAUAUUUUUUUUUCUUUUUUUUUAUCAGAGACUCAAAAGGCUCUGGUUAUAUUUGUGAACAGGAAAAAAAAGGGCUGAAAAAGUGAGCACUCAGAAAAAGCUGUUUUGUUGGGGUUCACAGAUUAGCUCAUCCACAUUUUUGACACCUGGUAGAUCUUUGCUCGCUUUAACUGCUUUCAUACUUAAAGAUUUCAGUGAGUGACGUGGUUUUCGUUUGAAAUACUUCAAACUCAAGAAGUUUAAACAUCCCUUUGUUGCAUAUCUUCUUAGAGGUUUAUCAUAUUACACAGAACAAGCUUGUCUCCUGAAGGUUUCUGAAGUAAUUUGAGUUUAAAACGGAUUGAUAUUUUUAAAUGACAUUUUUAUUUUGAAAUGGAAAUUAGAGACACUCAUUGACAGAUUUGACCGAUUUUAGCGACAAGGAAAUAAUAGGACAUUUUAUUUGGGAAUAUUUGCAGUGGAGUCUAAACUGUUAAAUCAAAUGGGAACUGUAAUGACCCUUCCACUAUCUUAGAGGUUUGUUUAAUAAAAAAAUGCAUGCAUGAAAGUACAUGUAAGUAUUUUUCUAAACAUGUUUCCUGUCUAUUUGUAAAACAACCAAAAUUGUGCAAAAUGUAACUUUUAAAUACAGAUGUACUUAUUUUUGAUGCUCUUUUCUCUCCUGUGACAUUUCCACUUGUGUUUGUAUUCUUUGCAGCAAAGCAAAGAGAACCAGAGUUAGUUAGGUUUCAAACUGUUCCUCUUGUACGUCCUGCAGAGGGAUUUAUUACAGUAUCAGGCACUACUCUGGUAUUUUAGGUGGUGCAUUGUUUUGUUGCUCUAUUUGUGUGGUUGACUUCCAAAUCAACCUGAUUUAUUUAACCUUGGUUUUCCAAAUUAUUAGUGCCCAUUCCAAUUGUAUUUUUUUCUUUGUUUUUAUUGAAUGUUGUCAGAAAGAAGCCUUAAAACCCGCUUUUAAAGGUGACAGUCAUCAGACUGCAGACAUCUGCACAUUAUCCUGCCUUAUUUCACUGCUAACAGUUUCUUUUUAAACUCUUUCAGUGGACACCACAGGUGGCUUUCAAAGUUUUAAAAUGCAGUUCUAUCAUAGUUUUUUUUCUUUUUUCACCACCUGGAGGCAACAGACUCAUCAGUCGUACUUAGGAAACCACUGGUACUUUUUGAGUAGGGGUGCAACGGAUCACAGAUCACCCAUGAUCCGUACGGAUCGGGCUCACAGAUCACCCAUGAUCCGUACGGAUCAGGAUCACAGAUUACCUGUGAUCCCGUACGGAUCACACAUGUACCGCAGACCCCCCCCCUCCUCAUGCGCACCUUGUAUGCGUAUCAUUAAAAUCAAUUGUCCGUACACACCGAACGCAUUUCCUGCGGCAAAUUCAUGUACGCUGUCUUUGUACUAGCAUGUGUCAAAGUUGCUGCUUGAUGUUUGUCCAGAAGUGUGUUAACUUGCAGCUUCCUGUGUGUGUGUACGGAAGCUCCUCCCCCCUUCCUCCCCCCUGAUUCUCUUACUUUGUUUUUUUGUUAAUUUAUUUUUUUAAGAUGCAAUGUCUCAAAGCGCGUUUGGGCAUCUUUUUAUAUGAAUAAAUAUCUUGAGUUCAAAGAUCUAAUUAAUAUUUUGUUUUUGUAAAUAGGCCUCAUUGAGCUAAUAUUUUGAAUUUAUAAUGCAUUUGUGUCUCUGUGUAUAUGUCUAGAAGUACUUUAUAUAUAUAUAUGCUCUAUUAAAUCAAUGCUUUGAAGCUUUACAAAAACAAUAUUAAUAGAUGAUUUGCAUGCUGUUUUUUUUUUUUUAACUUAUCCCCAAAAUGACACGAUCAGAACCGUGAGUUUUGUGAUCCGUUACACCCCUUUUUAAGGGAUCAAGGGGGAUAAAAAAAAAAAAGGUUUUCGGUAUUUCUCAUACCGCUGAUGUUUUUGCUGCUGCUAUUGUUCCUGUUGGCCUCCUAUGAAUGUGACACUUUUUUCUGGGUGCUUUCUGCAUCUUUUCAUGUUUUCUGUAUUCUCUGAUUUACUGAAUAGGAGGGUAAAGAUUAAAAAAAAAAACAACAAGUCAAAUUGUAAGGACCUAAGUUGUUUUUGGUUGAAUUAAAUGUAGACCACUUUUAUGUCUCUCAAAAGUAUUACAUUCCCUGAAGACGGAUGAUUUUUUUUUAUUUAUCUCUUCAAGUUCUUUAACUAGCUUUUAAAGGUGUUUGGGUUUUAUUUAAUAUUUAUUUUCCUCUCUAUUUGGCUAGUGUUAAACAUUUACAAGGCACCACUUCACACUAUGCUAAACGCAAUGAAGGAGACAGUGCAUACGGAAAUAAGCUGCAAUUUAAAAAUGUGCAUUUUUCUCUUGUGAUGUUGUGAAAAGCAUAUUAAAAUGACAUUAAAAACAAAUUUGCUCUGA
Oryzias latipes (Japanese medaka) is the source of this 4316-nucleotide messenger RNA. Its product is annotated as RNA polymerase II elongation factor ELL. Gene Ontology annotation, biological process: positive regulation of transcription elongation by RNA polymerase II; snRNA transcription by RNA polymerase II; transcription elongation by RNA polymerase II. The record is from RefSeq and is a predicted model, not a curated record. Gene Ontology annotation, cellular component: transcription elongation factor complex. Gene Ontology annotation, molecular function: cis-regulatory region sequence-specific DNA binding. NCBI's taxonomy places the organism in Eukaryota, Metazoa, Chordata, Actinopteri, Beloniformes, Adrianichthyidae.